This is a messenger RNA of Gossypium arboreum, 882 nucleotides long. RefSeq names its product zinc finger protein NUTCRACKER-like. The coding region runs from base 1 to 882 and encodes 293 amino acids. Gene Ontology annotation, cellular component: nucleus. Lineage: Eukaryota; Viridiplantae; Streptophyta; Magnoliopsida; Malvales; Malvaceae. Gene Ontology annotation, molecular function: DNA-binding transcription factor activity. The transcript has 2 exons. The record is from RefSeq and is a predicted model, not a curated record.
AUGGGAAGAGAUAGCUUCAUCACGCACAGGGCUUUCUGUGAUGCUUUGGCUGAGGAAACAGCUAGAGUAAAUGCAGCUUCCAGCAUGCACAGCUUGGCCACCACCAAUUUCAGUUACCAACUUAUGGGGAAUCCAUUAGAUACUGGGAUGCCACAACAUUUUCCCUCUAUCUUCAAAACAAUUUCAAGCAAUGAUGAAACCAUAGAUCAAACUAGACGUGGUUUUUCCUUGUGGAUGGGCCAAGCACCUCAGGGCCAUGAUUCAAUUGGCAAAAGUCUCCAAGAGAUUCAACAAUUUGGUUCUUUGAAUUCGGGAUCCAUGUACAGCGAUCCCCUGGUUUCGACAUCGAAUCCUCCGGCAUCAGAUUAUCAGUUAAACUGGGUGUUUGGCAACAAGGUCUCAUCCGGUAAUGCUGAAGAUCAGCUAACCAGCACUUCACUUCCUUUGAACAAUAAUGUCAAGGAAAAUGGAACUCAACUUGUGAGCAUUCCUUCAUUAUUUAGCACCCAACACCAGUCUCAGCAAACCCCAUCUUUCAGUAUGUCUGCCACAGCUUUAUUACAAAAAGCUGCCCAAAUUGGUGCCACUUCAACUGACACUUCAUUCCUAGGAAGCUUCGGGACCAAGUGUAGCAACAGUCAAGUUCAAGAUGGGAGUAAAUACAGUGAUCUGUAUGUGUCAAACACACAAACGACUACCCUAGGAUGUGACAUGGAAAAUUCGGCAAACGAUAUUUCCACGUUGAAUCAAUUGCAAAUGUACCCAGCAAAACGCCGGUACUUGCAGAAUGAAGAAAGUGGGGGAGGACAAACAAGGGAUUUUUUGGGUGUGGGAGUACAGCAGGCCAUCUGUCACCCAUCUUCAAUCAAUGGAUGGAUAUGA